Emericellopsis atlantica is the source of this 2670-nucleotide messenger RNA. RefSeq names its product family 2 glycosyltransferase. The record is from RefSeq and is a predicted model, not a curated record. NCBI's taxonomy places the organism in Eukaryota, Fungi, Ascomycota, Sordariomycetes, Hypocreales, Bionectriaceae. The transcript is spliced from 5 exons. Gene Ontology annotation, cellular component: cell periphery; cell septum. Gene Ontology annotation, molecular function: chitin synthase activity. The coding region runs from base 346 to 2433 and encodes 695 amino acids.
AAGGUUUUCUCAGCAUCGGAAGACUCGGUCGACAGGUUUUGAAGCUAUUGGGCUUAUGGAUGCUUGUUCUGUGGCACCCAUCCCAAUGUGAUGGCUUUGGGUGGUGUUCAAUCGAAGUCGUCGAUAGAUAGCCAGCACCGCCGUCAAGGCGUAAGACUUCCAUGGUGAAUAGACGAAACACCCCUAUAAUCUUUCACGAGUCUUUGAAGCAUGCACCUGCGCCGGGCCGGUGGGCGUUCUGUGUUACGUGAGUGACUGAUCUGAUGUUGUCUGGCUCUCACCAUUCGUACGACUUUUCAACGCACACCUCUGCAUUCUUCAUUUUCAAUUCAUAAUCACACAAAAAUGGCACCCGAGGAACCAUGGCCCAUAGGACAGAUCGUCUUCACUGCCAUAAUGGGCCUUGUCAUGCUAGCCGCAUGCUUGGAAUGGUUUCUAUGGCUGGCUGCCUUUGUGUACUGUCUAGUCAAGGUGUAUCGAAAAUCGGAACAUUGGUCGAUCAAUGUCCUAUGUGUCGUCGUCGGGACUGUGUUCACUCUCCUUAGGGCCGUAUUCCUGCCAAUUAUUGUCGUCACACUGCCGCUGCCCAAUGCUAUAUCAAACUACUGGCCUGAUUUGAUGGUAGAGUUUCUGCAAUGGUUUGCGUUCUGGUCGUUCGCCCUGCUCUUGAUCGUCCCGUGGCUGUUUUGCGUGUACCAACUCGUCACUCAUCAACUGGGCCGCACCAAACGGAUGGAACAGACUCUUGACGACACCUCAGCGCCAAAGGUGGUGGUUGUCAUGCCCUGCUACAGGGAGGAGCCCGAAGUCCUGAUCAAGGCUGUUAACUCGGUCGUGGACUGCGAUUACCCGCCAGCAUGCAUCCAUGUCUUUCUCUCCUUUGACGGGGAAGAGGAGGAUGAGCUCUAUGUCCGCACAGUCGAGAGGCUCGGCGUGUCCUUGACGAUGGAGACGUCCCCUCGAAGCAUCGACGUUGUCUACAGGGGCUCUCGCGUAACCAUAUCCAGAUUCGCGCACGGUGGAAAAAGGCAGUGCCAGAAGCUGACCUUCCAACUGAUCGACAAGGUCUAUGAGCAAUACCUCGAGAGAAAUGACAACCUCUUCAUGCUCUUCAUGGACUCUGAUUGCAUUCUUGACAAGGUGUGUCUGCAAAACUUUGUCUACGACAUGGAGCUCAGUCCUGGCAAUUCUAGAGACAUGCUGGCCAUGACUGGCGUCAUCACUUCGACGACAAGGAAGCACAGCCUCAUCACUCUCUUGCAGGACAUAGAGUACGUUCACGGUCAGCUGUUUGAGCGAACGGUGGAAUCCGGCUGCGGCGCCGUCACCUGCCUGCCAGGCGCGUUGACCAUGCUGCGCUUCUCUGCGUUUCGUCGGAUGGCCAAGUACUACUUUGCAGACAAGACCGAGCAGUGCGAAGAUCUCUUUGACUUUGCAAAGUCUCACCUCGGGGAAGACCGGUGGCUGACCCAUCUCUUCAUGAUUGGAGCCAAGAAAAGAUAUCAGAUACAAAUGUGCACAUCGGCAUUCUGCAAGACGGAGGCUGUCCAGACCGUCAGAUCCCUGGUCAAGCAACGACGCCGGUGGUUUCUGGGUUUCGUCACCAACGAGGUCUGCAUGCUGACAGAUUGGCGGCUGUGGAAGCGGUAUCCCAUCCUGAUCCUGGUGCGUUUCAUGCAGAACACUAUCCGCACGACGGCGCUACUGUUCUUCGUCAUAAUGGUGGCGCUCACGUCGACAGCGAAGCAGGUGGACGAUCUACCGGUUGGCUUCAUGGCCAUAGCCCUGGGCUUGAACUGGAUGCUCAUGCUUUACUUUGGGAUCAAGCUUCGCCGGUGGAAGAUCCUGCUGUAUCCACUCAUGUUUGUGGUGAACCCCUUUUUCAACUGGUACUACAUGGUGUAUGGCAUAUUCACCGCAGGCCAGCGAACGUGGGGUGGCCCCCGUGCAGAUGCCGCCGCCGCCAACGGCCACACGACAGCUCGUGAGGCUAUCAAGCAAGCCGAGCUACAAGGGGACGAUCUGAACAUCAUACCAGAGACUUUCAAACCCGCACGCGAGGCUCAGAGGGCGAGAUCACAGCCUACACAGUCGCAGGUAGAUGGCCUUGUCCGGGAAAAGAGCCAAGUGCGUCCCCCCAAGGCUGUCGAAGGCAAGUUCUCCGCGCGACGCAAGACAGCAGCUGGUAUAUAUGCGCAUCCGGACGAGACGGAUAAUUCAGUGGGAGCCAUGGUCUCCUCGCUCGACUCGCUUAACAGAGUCGUCCACGUAACAACCGGCGACCACCUCGUUCACAUACCCCAGGACAUGGAAGAAUGUAUGGGCGAGGAGGACAGGCGCAAGUACGCCAUCGCGCAACGCGCUCAGGAAGUGAGGCGUGGCGCGGGAUCGGAGCGUCGAGAACCACCUCGCCAAGGUUCGCGUCCAGGAUGAACGUGGCGGACGGGCGGAAACCUCAGAAGCUAGGAAUCAGUCAUGUGCCAUUUGUGGCAGCGAUGCCUCCACCGCCAACAUGUUGUCUGACGGCUUGCGGCAGGACAGAGGUGGAACGAGAAAAACCGACCAGGUCAGGUGGAGCUUCUGGUUUUCUUGGACAUGAUGGUCGUCAUGAUGUUGGGCGGUCACUGCGUGAUUCAGAUUGACCUGUGUUGCUCUGGAAGUGAAGGUUGG